This is a messenger RNA of Ylistrum balloti, 3699 nucleotides long. Its product is annotated as NAD-dependent protein deacetylase sirtuin-2-like. NCBI's taxonomy places the organism in Eukaryota, Metazoa, Mollusca, Bivalvia, Pectinida, Pectinidae. Gene Ontology annotation, molecular function: NAD+ binding; histone deacetylase activity, NAD-dependent. Bases 245 to 1570 code for a protein of 441 amino acids. The record is from RefSeq and is a predicted model, not a curated record. The transcript is spliced from 15 exons.
AAGAGAACUCGGCCUUCUGAAGUGGGCCUUCCUCGUUGACUUAUAAAUACUUAGAUGAUGCCAUCAGUCUAAACAAGAAGAUCAAAAUCUGCGAUUUUUUUUCACUGGAUCAGCUGUCGACCAGAUCUUUAAUUGAUGUGAUUUGGUUGUAAAGUGUACAGACAGGUCGGUGUGAGCGCACGACACUGCCCCAUCGUGGUCAACUGUCACGGGGACUGUUAUACUGUUCCAGUGUAAUAUCGAAAUGGCGUCAAGUUCGAAAGACGAGCCAACUGAAGUGGAAGAAAAACAAGAGAAAGACAAAGAUUGUCCAGAAGAAUCGGAGCAGGAAGUUCAAGAACGACGAGAAUGGCUGAUGGAUAUGAUGAAACUGUCUCUGGGAAUAGGUCCCACCCCAGAACAGGUGCUAGAAACCCUAGACAUGGAUGGUGUUGUCAACUACAUCAAAAGUGGAAAGUGUAAAAAGAUUAUCACUAUGGCUGGAGCUGGUAUUUCAACAUCUGCGGGUAUUCCAGACUUCCGAUCUCCAAAAACAGGUCUUUAUGACAACUUACAGAAGUACAACCUUCCUCAUCCGCAGGCUGUGUUUGACAUAGGGUAUUUUUGGAAAAAUCCAGAGCCAUUUUUCCUUCUUGCCAAAGAGCUGUGGCCAGGUGUGUUCAAGCCAACUCCUUGUCAUUACUUCAUUAAGUUGCUCGCUGACAAAGGCCUGUUACUACGUCAUUAUACCCAGAACAUCGACACCCUUGAAAGUCAAGCUGGGCUCCCGGCAGAGAAACUGGUCGAGGCUCAUGGAAGUUUCCGCACAGCUCACUGCCUUAUUUGUGAAAAAGAAUACAGUAAAGAUUUUAUAGAAGAAAAAGUAUUUGCUGGAGAAGUACCUAAGUGUACUGAACCAGAUUGUGAAGACAACAUUGUCAAACCUGAUAUUGUGUUCUUUGGAGAGCCCCUUCCUAAAAGAUUUGGAGAACUUAUACACACGGAUUUUAAGGAUUGUGACCUACUGCUAAUUAUGGGUACAUCUUUAGUGGUGCAUCCAUUUGCAGCCCUUCCUAACAGAACACAACAUAAUACUCCGAGGAUGUAUAUAAACUUAGAGAAGACUGGAGCAGGGCAAAGCAAUCCAAUCACCAUGCUGAUGUUUGGGGGAGGUUUCAAGUUUGAUGAUGAAGAUAACUAUAGAGAUGUGUUUUGGCAGGGAACUUGUGAUGAUGGUUGUCUUCUCAUGGCAGAGAAGCUUGGAUGGAAGGAAGAGCUACAACAGAUUGUGAAAACGGAACAUGCCAAAAUUGAUGAGAAUGCCAAAAUCCUGAAAGCAAAAUCUCAAAGUCUCAAGGAUGAAGGUGAAAAAAAGACCGAAAAAUUAGAGGGGAACACAUCGGAGCAUUCAGAAGCUGUUGAAACUAAGGAUUCUAAUCCAGAAACAACCUCAUCAAAAACAAUGAAUGUCACUGCCUCUGAAAAGAACAUUCCAAAGUCGUCAGUGAAAAAGAAAUCCUCACCUGUGACCGUCACUGGUAGGGCUUCCAAAUCUUCACACUCAAGCGGAAAUAAGGCAAAGAAAAGCUAAGGAGAUAUUUCAUGAUGAAAGGCGUCGCUGUGUAACUCAUUGCUUUCAUUACAAGCAUUAGCAAAAUAGUUCAAAAUAAUCAUGUUGGUUUUAAAGGAGCCGUGGUCAGUACAACAUCAAUUAUAUCAUAAAACAGAAAUAUCAACAAACAAAACAAACUGAGAAAGUACCCUUAGGUUACUUUUCAAACCUUCACAAUGAAGCCUGACUUGUUAGAGGUAUAACCGUACAAAAAGGAAGCAUUUAUUUAUCACAUCAUGGCAGGGGAGGUAAUUAGCUUGGCAUUGUUAAAAAUGGGUACUGCUGUAGUGGUACCCUAUUGUCUUACGAGAGAAUUUUAGGAUUACAGAUUUACAGGUAUGAUAUAUAGCUGGUUUAUUUAUAGCUUUUUAAGUGUCAAAUAUAUUUUAAGUUGUGAUAAACAGUUCCCAUGGUAUGUGUGAUAACCCCUGAUAAUAGGAUAUACGUUGUUUUUAUUUCUAACUUUAUUAGCUAAAUUUCUUUAUUGAUUCUAGCCUUUGUUUUCAUAAUAUCUAUAUAUAUCUGAAAGUGCAAUUUACUAGGUUCUUUAUUGAAGUAGGUCAGUGAAUGGGAGUAAAAAUGUUUGUAGUGUAUGGACGCAAGGACACUAAUAUUGACACUAUUGACCGGCUUGAAGUGUAUUGGAUGAGAGGACAGUAGUAGACUACUAAGUCUUACUAAGUGGUUUUUUAAUUUCAACAAAAACAUCUAUAACUACAUUAGUGAUAUAUACUAACAGGCCUUUUAGUUUUGUUUUACAGUGCUGUUACGUUAAUAUUGUUGAUAUAAAAUUAUUUAUUGUGGAAUGUAAGUAUGUCAUGUCAGGAUCAAAGUUCUGAUUUGAGGAGUUAAGAGGGAGUGACUAUCAAUAGGUGAUAUGUCUUAAUAACAUUAUGAUUUCAGCUCACUUGGUUCGAAGGGAAUCUAUCUUGUAUAAAUGUUAGAUCUCAGCCUCAUAGGGGCAAGAGGGGUGGAGCUCAAUAGGAGAAUUAGAGCAAAUUUUUAUUUUUAAAUCCUUCUUCAUUAGAAAAAGUUGGAUAUUGCCCCAUUUUGGUGCAUGACUGAAUGGAAAUCAUCUGUAUGAACAGUGGGUCUCGGAUCUGUGGGGGUGAGAUGGGCGGGGACCCAAUUGGGGAAAUAGAGAAAACUCUUUAAACUCCUUUUUCUUCUGUAGAAAUAUUAUGAUUCUAGCCUAAUUUGGUCUGGAGCAUACUUGGGUGAAGGGAAAUCAGUUUUGUGUAAAUGGUGGAUCUCGGCCCUCUGGGACAGGGCCAAAUAGUGAAAACAAAGGAAAUUACGUAACAUCCUUCUUUCGUGGGAAUGCCUCGAUUCUGUCCGAAUUUGGUUUGAAGCAUGCCAGAAGUAUUCAGUCACAAUGGCAGCAUGUUUUCAUUCUCUGUGUUGUUGAAAGGAACCUUAUUUUGUAUCCACCAGGAAUCUGACAACAGAGAUGAGUAGAAAUGUAAGUUCUUCAAAAUCCUUUUCCAUACAAGGAUAUCAUUCAUGAAUGGUGAAAGUGACUUCUGUUUACCACCAGACUGGGACCCAAUAGGGAAAUUAUUUCAUAAAUUGUCAUAUUUGAAAUUCUUUGUUAAGUAACUGAAAAGCUGAAAUAGGUGAGCAAUGCAGGCCCCUUGGACUUCUUGUUAUAUCUGUGGUUUGUUGUUAUGAUAACCAUGUCAUUUUGAUAUUUUCAAUAUUAAUUACUGCCAGGACAAAAAUCUGAUUUAAAAGUCAUUUAAAUUGUACCUUACUGAAACAUUUCAAUAUCUAAUAUGGUUUCUUGUAUUAUUCUUAAUCCAUUAUAAAGUAAUUGUCUGUCUCUGAAGGAGAGAAGAUAUAAUUUUGGAAUGUCUGGUUUUGAUUUGUAAAAAUUGUCAAGAGUAUAUUACACAUGUGUACUGGUUAUAUACUGUCACAAGGUUGGUUACUCAUGCUGUGUUUAUAUCUUACUCCGAUAUUGUUAUGAAUUUUGUUACAUAUAUUUAUAUGUACAUUGUAAUGUUCUAUCAUGAAGCUAUGGCUGUGAAUAUGCGUUCUAAUUUAUCAUGGGAUGUACUUCUGUUCUAUCAAAAUAAUAAUUUUACAUAAAAUAACAUCUGAAAUAA